GGAUGCCGUGAUUUCCUCCUCCUCCUCCUCUGCGCCGCCCCCGCCGUCCGGAGCGCGAGCUCCAACCAUUAUCCCGCGCGCUGAGGAUGAGGAUGAGGAGGAUGCUCUCAGUCUCCGGGUGAACUGAACCCUCGCUGGCCGCUCCUGCAGCGCGGCUGCGCCCCUCGUGCGCUGCGGUUCUCCUCUGGAAGAGCGGGAUCGGUGGAAUAAUGGAUGUUCUCUGCUUGCUGUGGAUCCUGCCGUCGGUGUGGGCUGCAGAGGAGGUGCUGAUGGAUUCAACAACAGCUACAGCAGAACUGGGUUGGAUCAUCUACCCGUCGCAAGGGUGGGAAGAAGUUAGUGGCUAUGAUGAAAACAUGAGCACCAUUCGCACCUACCAAGUAUGCAACGUCUUCGACAACAGCCAGAACAACUGGAUUCGCACCAAGUACAUCCGGAGACGUGGCGCUCAGAGGAUCCAUGUCCUGAUGAAGUUUUCAGUGCGGGACUGCAGCUCCAUACCCAAUGUCCCCGGCUCCUGUAAGGAGACCUUCAACCUUUAUUACUAUGAGUCUGACUCUGACGUGGCAACUAAAACUUUCCCUCCAUGGAUGGAGAACCCCUGGGUGAAGGUGGACACUAUAGCAGCUGAUGAAAGCUUUUCUCACGUUGACCUUGGUGGACGCAUAAUGAAAAUUAAUAGUGAAGUUCGCAGUUUUGGUCCUGUUUCACGUAGUGGGUUCUACCUUGCUUUCCAGGAUUAUGGAGCUUGCAUGUCACUCAUUGCUGUCCGAGUCUUCUACAGAAAAUGCCCAAGUGUUGUACGUAAUGGAGCUGUUUUUCCUGAAACUUUGUCGGGAGCAGAAAGCACCUCUUUGGUAGCAGCUAGAGGAGUUUGUAUUCCCAACGGGGAGGAGGUGGAUGUACCCAUCAAGUUGUAUUGUAAUGGGGAUGGAGAGUGGAUGGUUCCUAUUGGACGCUGCAUGUGCAAAGCUGGAUAUGAGGCUCUGGAAAACGGCACUAUCUGCAAAGCAUGUUUGUCAGGUUUUUUCAAAUCUGCCCAGGGAGACGACCGAUGUCGGCAGUGCCCCAUCAACAGUCGAACAAUUCAUGAAGGAGCCACUAACUGUGUUUGCCGGAAUGGCUACUACCGUACGGACUCUGAUCCUCCCCAGAUGCCGUGUACUACCAUUCCAUCAACUCCACAAAAUGUCAUCUCGAUAGUAAAUGAGACUUCUUUAAGACUAGAGUGGAACCCACCACAGGAAAGUGGUGGCCGAGAUGACGUGGUCUACAACAUCAUAUGCAAGAGCUGUGGGAGUGGGCGUGGACUCUGCACCCGCUGUGGAGACAACGUCCAGUUUGUUCCACGCCAGCUCGGACUGACCGACACCCAAGUCUACAUCAGCGACCUUCUGGCUCACACGCAAUACACCUUUGAAAUACAAGCUGUCAAUGGAGUGUCUGACCAAAGCCCGUAUUCACCACAGUACACAUCUGUCAACAUCACCACUAAUCAGGCUGCACCAUCAGCAGUGUCCAUCAUCCAUCAGGUUAGCAGGACGCCGAACACCAUCACUCUGUCCUGGUCCCAGCCUGACCAGCCCAAUGGGGUCAUCUUGGACUAUGAGCUGCAGUACUAUGAAAAGAACCAGGCUGAAUGGAACUCCUCUCUAAUUAGGAGUCAGACUAAUACAGCAAUCGUACGAAAUCUUAAGCCUGGGAGCAUCUACGUCUUCCAAGUUCGAGCUCGGACUGUCGCUGGAUUUGGACGCUUCAGUGGCAAGAUGUACUUCCAAACCAUGACUGAUGAGGAAUAUAACUCCACUCUCCAAGAGAAGCUUCCCCUCAUCAUUGGCUCCUCUGCAGCAGGAGUCGUCUUCAUCAUCGCCAUCACUGUUGUCAUAACAGUUUGUCGCAGCAGGAGGAAUUCUGACAGACCAGAAUCUGAGUAUGCAGACAAGCUCCAGCAUUACACCAGUGGCCACAUGUCACCAGGAAUGAAGAUCUACAUUGAUCCCUUCACGUAUGAAGAUCCCAAUGAAGCAGUCAGAGAGUUUGCAAAGGAGAUUGACAUUUCCUGUGUCAAGAUAGAGCAAGUGAUUGGUGCAGGUAAAGAAAUAUUUUGUUUAAGAUGAGGAACUGAACGUUGUUUAGAAAGUUGUCAAAAAUCAAAUUUCAAUGCAAAUUUUGAUUAGAAAUAACAAAAAUGAUCAAAGCAGCCGAUACCUUCUUGUUUUCAGAGAAUAGUUCAAAUUUCUCUCAAAGGUCUGAACACAUACUGGUGCUCCAGGAAAAAAAGCUUUAGAAAUGUCCAUCAGUGUGAGGACCUUUAGUACUGUCAGAUUUAUUUUUUUCUUUUUAGGGUGGUGGUGGUGGUGGUGGUGGUGGUGUGUGUGUGUGGGGGGGGGGUAUCAUCCCAUCUGUAUUAUUUAUUUGGUUUUCUGUUCUGGAUCUUUCCCUCUGCCAUGCGAACGCCAGAUUAAACUGUACCAGUAAUCCAGUUUACUUAGUUAGGUCUCAGUGAGUUUGACUUAAC
This is a messenger RNA of Oryzias melastigma (Indian medaka), 2518 nucleotides long. Its product is annotated as ephrin type-B receptor 2. Gene Ontology annotation, cellular component: membrane; neuron projection. NCBI's taxonomy places the organism in Eukaryota, Metazoa, Chordata, Actinopteri, Beloniformes, Adrianichthyidae. Gene Ontology annotation, biological process: central nervous system projection neuron axonogenesis; axon guidance; cell surface receptor protein tyrosine kinase signaling pathway. Gene Ontology annotation, molecular function: transmembrane-ephrin receptor activity; protein binding; ATP binding. The coding region runs from base 210 to 2117 and encodes 635 amino acids. The record is from RefSeq and is a predicted model, not a curated record. The transcript has 10 exons.